AUGGGCGAAUUUAAUGCACAGAUAGGCUCCGACAACACAGGACGAGAACAAAUUAUGGGUAAACACGCAAUUGGAAGGAUGACUGAGAACGGUAGGUUCUUCACCGAAGCAUGCGGCAAUACUAAUCUUUUGAUAGGUGGAACUUUAUUCCCUCACAGGAAAGUACACAAGAUAACGACCUGGCGCAGUAGCAUUCUUGAUGUGCGUUCUAAAAGGGGGGCUGAUUGCAACUCGGAUCAUCACCUAGUUUUUGGAAGCUUACGGAUUAGGGUUGCUGCCAUCCGUAAACCUGAAUCUACUGCGCGAAGGUAUGAUAUAGCUAAGUUGAAAGAUCCUCAAACUCUUAACGCCUACAGGGAAGAACUAAGAGCUGGACUAGCUAUGCAACAAUCUCAUCCUUCCUCUGAGUGGCCAACAGUUAAAAGUAAUUUUGUUGAUGCUUCGAGUAAUCACAUCGGUCUUAAAGUACCUAGGAAAACCCAUUGGAUGUCUAAUGCCACCUGGAACCUCAUUCUUGAAAGAAAGGCCCAAAAGGAAAAAUUAAACGCAGCCAAAACAUUCGGUGAGAAAUCGUCGCUAAAAAAUAUAUACGCACAACAAGAUAAGCUGGUCAAGCGUAGCGCCCGAAAUUAUAAGAGAAUGUGGUACAAUAAACUUGCAUCGGAUGCACAAAAAGCCUCAGCGGAGCAUAGAUCCAAGGAUCUUUAUAGCAUCACCAAGAAACUAACUGGAAGAAACUUUUCGAAUACCAGACCACUGAGAAACGCCGAAGGCGAACUCACAACAUCUGCGAGAGAAUAA
Messenger RNA from Calliphora vicina (urban bluebottle blowfly), 801 nucleotides. Its product is annotated as craniofacial development protein 2-like. NCBI's taxonomy places the organism in Eukaryota, Metazoa, Arthropoda, Insecta, Diptera, Calliphoridae. The transcript has 2 exons. The coding region runs from base 1 to 801 and encodes 266 amino acids. The record is from RefSeq and is a predicted model, not a curated record.